Messenger RNA from Dioscorea cayenensis subsp. rotundata (Guinea yam), 1036 nucleotides. Its product is annotated as chitinase 2-like. NCBI's taxonomy places the organism in Eukaryota, Viridiplantae, Streptophyta, Magnoliopsida, Dioscoreales, Dioscoreaceae. The transcript has a single exon. The record is from RefSeq and is a predicted model, not a curated record. Gene Ontology annotation, molecular function: hydrolase activity, hydrolyzing O-glycosyl compounds. Gene Ontology annotation, biological process: carbohydrate metabolic process. Bases 6 to 947 code for a protein of 313 amino acids.
CAUGCAUGUGCAUCUCCAUUAAUUCUACUCUAAUAAAACAAAUGGCUUCAACCAUGCAUAAACUCAUUCUUCUCCAAACUCUUAUCACCAUCCUCUCAAUGCAAACACUCACAGCUCAAAACUCCAACCUCUUCACGGAGUACAUCGGAGCAAUAUUCAAUGGUGUGAAGUUCACCGACGUCCCGAUAAACUCCUCCGUCGACUUCCACUUCAUCCUCGCCUUCGCUAUCGAUUAUACAGACACCUCUUCCCCUUCCCCUACCAAUGGCAACUUCAACAUCUUCUGGGACUCCACCAAUCUCUCACCUUCUCAAGUCUCAUCCAUCAAACAAGCCAAUUCAAAUGUUAAGGUUGCUCUAAGCCUUGGUGGAGACACAGUUCAUGAUGUUCCAGCAAACUUCAGUCCUACUUCCAUAGACUCUUGGGUUAGCAAUGCUGUUAGUUCUCUUACAAGCAUCAUCCAACAAUACAACCUCGACGGCAUCGAUAUCGACUACGAGCAUUUCAGCACCGAUGAAGCAACUUUCGCUUCGAGCAUUGGACAGUUGAUCACUACUCUGAAGAACAAUGGAGUUAUAUCAUUUGCUUCCAUUGCUCCAUUUGACUCAGUGAACAGUUAUUACAUGGCUUUGUGGAAAAACUAUUCAAGUGUUAUAGAUUAUGUUAACUUUCAGUUCUAUGCUUACAGUUCUGACACAACAGUGACUCAGUUUGAGAGUUAUUUUGAAACUCAGAGAGGGAAUUACAAUGGUGGUAAAGUCUUGGCUAGUAUUGGCAGUGCUGCAGGAAGUGGAGGUUUAUCACCUGCAAAUGGAUUCUUUGAUGCUUGUCAAACUCUGAAGAGCAAAGGUGAGCUCUCAGGGAUCUUUAUUUGGUGUGCUGAUAACUCCAUGGCUAAUUCUUUUGCUUAUGAGAACCAAGCCCAAAGUUUGUUGGCAAGUGGUUGAUUAAAUGUUUUGUACUUGAGAUUUUAUAUAGUUUUUAUUUGGAGUAUAAUUAAAUAUAUAUUAUAUUAAUAAGAACUGGUGGUUGAGAA